Exophiala oligosperma is the source of this 2855-nucleotide messenger RNA. RefSeq lists its product as uncharacterized. NCBI's taxonomy places the organism in Eukaryota, Fungi, Ascomycota, Eurotiomycetes, Chaetothyriales, Herpotrichiellaceae. The transcript has a single exon. The coding region runs from base 259 to 2253 and encodes 664 amino acids. The record is from RefSeq and is a predicted model, not a curated record.
GACGUCUGGAUUUUCGCUUGUUCUCAAGCUUUCCUAUUAUAUUUUGUCCUCUACAAAGGAACAGUUUUUCAAGGGAUUACAAUCCCAACUGUCUUGUAGUAUUCAUCUAUUACGUUGAGAAGAUCAUCUUGUUUUUCUACUCCCUACCUCCUCCUAUCUACUACCUACUACCUUAUCCUACCUGAUUCUACUGAUAACUUCACACAAACUGAGCCACCUUUUCCCAUCCAUCUCCUCCUAAAGACACCUUCUCGAACCAUGUCACCACCUCUAGGUUCAGCACUCAUCCUCUCCUCCUUACUAACAUGUCUCCCCCUCCUCACUAACGCGCACAUGCAAAUGAGUUGGCCCUACCCUCUCAGAAGCCCUCUGGACCCGGCCCUUCCCUACUACGACAAGGACUAUUCCAUGACUUCGCCCCUUCUGGCCGACGGGUCCGACUUCUCCUGCAAACACUACCAGUCGACGAACACGUACGACCAGGCGAAUGUGACCAAGGCCACCUACUAUGCAGGAAACACGUACAACAUGACCAUCGCAGGGACGGUACCUCACAACGGAGGCUCCUGCCAAUUGUCCCUGUCUUAUGACAAUGGAGAAACCUUCAAAGUCAUCAAGUCGAUGAUCGGUGGGUGUCCCGUCACGUUGAUGUACGACUUCACCAUUCCCAGCUUCGCCCCGACCUCGGACUCGGUCUUGUUCUCUUGGACCUGGUUCAACCUCGCCGGCAACAGGGAGAUGUAUCAGAACUGUGCCCGGGUCAAGAUCGCCAGCAAUCCAAGUCAAAAGUACCGACGAGGCGUGUGGAAGAGGCAGUCGUCAAUCUCCCAACUCCCGGAUAUGUUUGUGUGUAACGUGGACAAUGGCUGUACGACCAUCGAAGGGAGUGAAGUGGUCUUUCCAGAUCCCGGAAACGAUGUCGUAUACGGUCAGGAUCUAGUUGCCGCGGACCCAGGACCUGGAUUCUCGACUUCGGGGUCCUCGUCUUCUUCGACAACCAGCGCUGCUGGAUCUGGAUCCUCUGCGACAACAACAUCAUCUGGUUCUCCUGUCACUACAUCGACAACUUCCGCGGCAUAUGGUCCUAGCAGUACGACUGGUUCUUCUCUGGGGACUACUGGGUCUACGCAACUUUCUGUUACUACCCCGGCCCAGUUCUACACCACACCAACCACCACGAGCACUCUGGCAACAACGACAUCCCCUCCCUUUCCCUUGACCAAUGGAACCACGACAACCACUGGAUUCUUAUCAUCUGGAUCUGGACUCCCCCCUACUAACGAUACACUAAUCGCAAUUAUAGGUGACCCUUAUACCUCCUCUACAACGAGCGCUUCUUCGAGCACUGGCUCGAGUUUGAGUUCUAGUCUAAGCUCAAGUACGUCCACGAUGGCUAGUAGCAGUACCUCUACGAUGAGCAGUGUCGGUCCGAUUGCAACAUCGUCAUCAUCCUCAUCAUCGACAUUGUCAACAUCUCCUAGCUCUUCUUCAUCCACCAUGAGCAGUACUGCUGCGAGUAGUUCGAGCUCGUGGACUUCAACGUCGUCUUAUAUUACCAUCAUCGGUACGACGACUUCGAUGUCGACAAGUUCGUCUUCUACGAUUACUUCAGCUUCGUCGUCAUCAUCAUCCUCGUCCUCGAGUUCUUCAACAACUUCAGGAUUUGGAUUUACACAGACCAGUACCACUACCAGUACCACAACUUCCACUGCUUCUAGUAGUAGUACUUUUACUAGUACCGUCCCAUCGUCAUCCUCCUCCUCCUCCUCCUCCUCGACGACUUCGUCGUCCUCGUCUUCGUCGUCAUUUUCGGUUUCGGCAACGGCCACCACAACAACCACAACCACGUCGGUUUCAACAACCACGACACUUUUGACCACCACCACCAUCACCACCACAACAACAAUACCCACUACCGCUACCACGACGACGACGACGACGACGACGCCACCUUCCCAACCGACGGCCUGCACACCGGGAACGUUCGAAUGCAAUUCCAUCUCGACCUUUUCUCAGUGCGUCGCCACGGGUUCCACGACGACGACCUACAUCUACAUGGGUUCGGUGGCCGCGGGGAUGCAGUGCGUCGCCGGCUCCAUCAUCCGUCAGAACGACGGUCCCUGCACGCCCAACGGUCAAAUCUUUUGCAACGGUUCCAACGCUUUCUACAUGUGCGACCAGGGAGGACUGAUCGACAUGGGCCCCGUCGCGCCGGGGACGGCCUGUAACAACGGGGUCAUAGGUUUUGCUUAGCUUGACCUACGAGACGGAAAAGGACAUGAUGGGAAAUGAUACAAAAAAAAGUUACGCAACGACACGACACGACAACGAUACGCUACGACACGAAACGACAAACGACACACGACACACGACAAAUACACGGCACAACACGAGAAUUGAGAAUUGAGAAUUGAGAAUCGAAAAGCAGUUAUAUAAUAUAUACCCCUCUCCUCCUCCCCCCCCCCUUAGCGAGCGAAAUGCAUGACCCCAAAAAAAGUCAAAGGAGAAAAAAAAAAGGUCGUCGGAUGGAAUGUUUUCCUUUUUCCUCUCAUAACAACAGGCGCGUAUACAUCAUCUAGUAAACUUGGAUUUUGUUGCAUGGGAAAAUGGGGUGUUUUGGAGGGAGGAUGCAGCCCUGGCGUUCAGAUACUCUGCUACAUCAGUACCGGCAGUCAUAAUCAACAACAACCUAUAUCAGCUCCGUAGGUACUCACUUAAUACAAUACAACAAUACACAAUCUUGCCUCUUUUCCCACCUCUUCCCAUCCUCUCGGCUCCUCCUACUACGUCAACCGCAACUACGACAAAAUAUUGAGAAGAGAGGGAGGGAGGGAGGGAGAGAGAAAGAGCUAGAG